Oncorhynchus gorbuscha (pink salmon) is the source of this 4008-nucleotide messenger RNA. Its product is annotated as bone morphogenetic protein receptor type-2-like. The record is from RefSeq and is a predicted model, not a curated record. Gene Ontology annotation, molecular function: transforming growth factor beta receptor activity; ATP binding. Gene Ontology annotation, biological process: cellular response to growth factor stimulus; protein phosphorylation; vasculature development. Bases 976 to 4008 code for a protein of 1010 amino acids. NCBI's taxonomy places the organism in Eukaryota, Metazoa, Chordata, Actinopteri, Salmoniformes, Salmonidae. Gene Ontology annotation, cellular component: plasma membrane; signaling receptor complex. The transcript is spliced from 14 exons.
UUGUAGUUAGUCCUGUCUGCAGAUAGGGAGCUUCCAGUUCUUUAUCCACCCAAACAAAUCCAACAACCUGAUACUGGAGACACAACCAGGCGUUCCCCGGCCAUACUGUCUGGUGUCCUGUCUGCAGAUAGGGAGCUUCCGUUUCUUCAUCCAACGACCUGAUACUGGAGACACAACCAGGCGUUCCCCGGCCACACUGUCUGGUGUCCUGUCUGCAGAUAGGGAGCUUCCAUUUCUUCAUCCAACAACCUGAUACUGGAGACACAACCAGGCGUUCCCCCGUCGCCCUGUCUGCCGCACUGCCUGCCGCCCUGUCUGCCGCACUGCCUGCCGCCCUGUCUGCCGCACUGCCUGCCGCCCUGUCUGCCGCCCUGUCUGCCGCCCUGUCUGCCGCACUGCCCGGUCAAGGCCAAAUGCAACCGUGCCUGGGAGCAGCAGAAGAGACGUCUAUCCACCCCGACGGGACUAACCUAUUUACUAACCCUGAAUAGACCCAAAUAACCCUGAAUGGAUACGUUAUUAAGACAAGGAGCUAUGCAGUAGGCAUAGUGAACAUGGAAUUUGUUUUGUUUUUGACGGACCUUUGUGAAACAACAAGCUAACGUCAGUUCGCUACCAAGGCGGCCUAACAUUAGCAAAAGGAGCUAGCUACCGUUAGGGGGGAGAAACACGGCAAAGUUGGACUUCUGUGGGCAAAAAAACAAAAAAGCCGACGGGUUUUAUUCCCUAACAAGUUUAUUUUAACAUAGUUAACUACCUGUUAGUAACGCUAGCAGUGUAUUGUUAAUGUUUAGUUAGGUAACUCAGCGUAGCUAACGUCGUUGUGUGAAGUAGCUGUCUUGUUAGCAUGACAACCUGACCCCGUCUUCAAUGUGUCGCUGGACACGUCGGUUAUUGACCUGCGCGUGAAAGAGACUGACGUGUAAAUAAAGACGUUAAAGUUUCGAAAGAGCGGGAAGUUUCAAGUUAAAUCAAAUGUACAACAGAGUGACGUCAAUGUCGUUGCUGAAGCAAAUCACGACGCUGUUGUUCGUGACGGUCCUCCCUCCGGUCCCCGCUGACCAGCAGAUGGAGAGGGAGUGUGCCUUCACUGAGCAGCAACAGCAGUGGGAGAUGGAGCGCGUGGCGGUGGGGGAGGGACGGGUUUCCCCCGAGAACACCACCAUCCACUGCUCUAAAGGAUCUCACUGCUUCGGCCUUUGGGAGAAGAGUCCUCCUGGAGACGUCAGGCUGGUCAAACAAGGUUGUUGGACUCACCUUGGCGACCAGCAGGAGUGUCGGGACGACCGUUGCGUGGUAACCAACCUGCCUCCUCAGAUCCAGAAUGGGACGUAUCACUUCUGCUGCUGUAGUACUGACAUGUGUAACGUCAACUUCACUGAGGACUUUCCUCUGCCCAGUCCCACUACAGCCCAGCCGCUAUACAACCAGUUGCAGUGUGAAGAGACCAUAGUCAUCUCCUUGGCUGUUGUCUCUGUGUUGGCUGUCAUCAUCUUUGCUGCCUUCUUCGGUUACCGCAUGAUGCACAGAGGUGGUAAACAGGGCCUUCAUAAUCUCAACAUGAUGGAGGGAGCUGGUUCUGAGAGCUCUCUGGACCUGGACAACCUCAAACAACUGGAGCUGAUAGGUCGAGGCCGGUACGGCUCGGUGUUCUGUGGUUCGUUGGACGAGCGACAGGUGGCUGUGAAGGUGUUCAGCUCAGCCAAUCGGCAGAACUUCCUGAACGAGUGUUCCAUUUAUUGUCUCCCCCUGCUGGAGCAUGACAACAUCGCACACUUCAUCGCUGCCGACGAACGGCUGGGGGCCGAGGGCCGAGUGGAGUACCUUCUGGUCAUGGAGUACUACCCCCACGGCUCUUUGUAUCGCUAUCUGGGCCUGCAGACAGGAGACUGGAUGAGUAGCUGUCGUCUGGCCCAUUCCAUCACCAGAGGCCUGGCCUACCUGCAUACUGAGCUGCUUAAAGGAGACUUCUACAAGCCAGCUGUGUCUCACAGAGAUCUGAACAGUCGGAACAUUCUGGUGAAGAACGACGGAACGUGUGUCAUCAUCGACUUUGGCCUCUCCAUGAAGUUGACGGGGAACCGGCCGGUACGACAGGGAGAGGAGGAGAACGCUGCCAUCAGUGAGGUGGGUACAGUCCGCUACAUGGCCCCAGAGGUUCUGGAGGGGGCUGUGAACCUGAGGGACUGCGAGUCGGCUCUGAAGCAGGUGGACAUGUACGCCCUGGGCCUCGUCUCACUGGGAGACCUUCAUGAGGAGAAUCACCCAGACCUCCAGGUGGCGUUCCAGGCCCUGGGCCACCCUUCCUUUGAGGACAUGAGGUCCUGGUGUCCAGAGAUUGUGGUGGGUAUGAUGUUAUGGUGUGGUAUGUUAUGGUGUGGUAUGGUAUGGUUAUCCUCUGUAACCUUCCCUCAGGCGGUGCGGUCCCUGAAGGAGACCAUGGAGGACUGUUGGGACCAGGAUGCCGAGGCCAGGCUGACCGCUCAGUGUGCAGAGGAGCGCAUGGCUGAACUACUGCUGAUCUGGGACCAGUCCAAGUCUGUCAGCCCCACACUCAACCCUACUGGUAGCAGCUGUACCACACUGUUCAAUGAUAGAAACCGCAUGGGGCCACAGUCCGGCCCUGACCCUGCCUCGUCCUACAUCGAGGAGCAGGACGGCACGGGCAAGAGCACACACAGCGACACCCCCUCCGCUUUGAUUGGCCGGACGAGAGAUGGAGGUGUGGCUGGAGAGAGGAACAGGAACUCUAUAAACUACGAGCGGCAGCAGGCGGCUCACGCCCGUCUCCCCGGCAACCCCUCCGCUGGAACCUCCUCUUCCCUCACCACCAUGACCUUCAUCUCAGAGUCCAGCCAGGGUCAUGACCCCAACCCUAACCUCCACCUGACCCUGACCCAGGAGGAUCUGGAGACCACCAAGCUGGACCCCAGGGAGGUGGAUAAGAACCUGAAGGAGAGUUCUGAUGAGAACCUGAUGGAACACAGCCAGAAACAGUUCUGUUCUCCGGACUUGCUGAGCCCCGCCUCCUCCUCCCUGCUCUUCCCCUUCAUCAAGAUGGCUGCCGAGGCGUCUCCCCCCGCCGUGUUCCCUCUCCCCAAGCAGCAAAACCUCCCCAAACGACCCUCCAGCCUGCUGCUCCGCACCAAGCCGCCUAAGAAAGACUCAUCCUCUCUGAGGUUUAAAUUCGGUCGCCGUGGCAAGUCCAAUCUACGACAGGUAGAGGGCGGAGCUAAGACCAACGGCGUGUCCAACGUCACCGCCGUCUCCGAGCCCCACCGGGUCAGCGCCACCAACAACCUGCUGGUCCUACGGGACCUCUCUGUGAACGGGCAUGGGGCCGGGUCCUCGCCAGCAGGGGGCGCCAGCAGCACGGUGGGGCUCACUCUAACUCAGAGCACGAACCCCCAGAGCUCUGAGGACGGCCAGCUGGGGCUGAUCACUGCCAGCCCAGACGAACACCAACCCCUGCUGAGCAGAGAGACAGGACAACCAGAUGUCCACUCCUCUAACGCACGGCCCAACAACAACAACAACAACAGCAACGGACUGGUACUGGGGGAGGGAGAGGGGGAGAGUGAUGGGGGAGGAGAGGAAGAGGAGGAGGGAGCAGGAGGAAGUACCAGUGGAGAGACCCCCUGCUCCCUGGGGGAGAGUUCUGUGUCUGGUUCCUUGUCUGGACCUGACCCCAACCCUGUCCCCAUGAGAGGUGAAGCCCUACUCAGGCAGCCUAAAGGAGGCCGGCGGCCGGAGAGACCCAACUCCCUGGACCUGUCCUUCACCACCAGACCUGGGGAGGCCUUGGUCCAGAACCAGGGAACAGGGGAGAAGAUUAAGAAGCGUGUGAAGACACCGUACUCCCUGAAGCGCUGGCGACCCGCCACCUGGGUCAUCACCACAGAUACCAGGGGGUCAGAGGUUAACAACAACAGGGGAGAAGGUCAGGCCCGGCCCAAGUCCAGCUCCGCUGUCUAUCUGACCUCUGAACCCAGCGACACCCGCCUCUGA